Messenger RNA from Vigna umbellata (rice bean), 784 nucleotides. NCBI's taxonomy places the organism in Eukaryota, Viridiplantae, Streptophyta, Magnoliopsida, Fabales, Fabaceae. The record is from RefSeq and is a predicted model, not a curated record.
AUGGAUGACGUUUCAUUUGUGUCAAUGUAUGAUGGACCAAACCAAGGAAGCAUCUUUUGCAAUUCAACCCCAAGAGUGAAUGAGAGUAGAGAUUUUGAUAUAGUUGAUGAUGGUUCAUCUAAUCUUUUGUUGUGGUUGUUGCAGGGAAUUUGUAACGACAGGAGUCUGGCAUUUUAUUUGGUUGGAUAUGAUGAUAUUGGAGGCAUCUCUUGUCGUCGGAUUGGAGAUCAUCCAAAAUAUGCCCCAUUUUUCUGGGUAUCAAAUGCUACAUUUUUGGAAUCUCCCUUUCCUCCUGAAGAAGAAUCAUUGUACGCUGGUCGUGUUCAUGUUAGACCACUUCAACCAGUCAAUGAAAUACUUGAGCAGUUCCUUUUGUUAGAUGAUGAAGUGAUGAAUGGGAUUCAAGAGGUUCGGAUAUCAGAAAAUGUGGUAAAUAGAAUUCUUCACAUUAGAUCAAAUUAUGAUUUAGGUGUUCCAACCGGAAAUCCAAAAAGUGUAGAGGGAAGGAUUUGGCAGUACCAGGAUGGUACUUUUGGAUUUGGAUUCCUUUCCGAUAAUUUGGUUGUACACAUGAAACCUAUUGUACAUAAUGGUUUCAUUGUCGAUACUGUAAAAGCUCCUGCUAAUUGAUUUUCCCUCUUGCACUCUGUACACCUAAACUUUAUGACAUAGUGUAUUGAAUAGGAUGGGAUAUCAAUAUUAUGGAUAUCACAAUGUUUCAUUUCAUUACAUCAUAUUUAUCCCAAUGUUGACAACAAAUUCCUAUUGAUUCUGUUCUUCUCCA